AUAUAUGUAUUUCGGGAAUGCGAAAACAAACUCUUGCAAUUUAUGAGAAACAAACGAGUUCACAUUAUUGUUGCUACCGGUCAGGCAUAAUUCUGUCUACGUUCAAUAUAUAACAAGACGUCCCGACUUCGUUGUUAUCAUGAGAUUAAUUCUUGUAUCAGUAGUGUAUCUUGUGGCAAGUUUGUUCGGAAAUGCUGCAUUCCAAACAGUACCACUGCCAUCAUCAGGUGGGGUCCCUUAUGGCCCAACUCCACAAGUUUUUCUGCCAACAACGCCAUAUGGAAAUACGGUACCGCAGACGGUACCAGGGAUGGCACCUGGUGGAGUAGCUUCUGCAUCAACUUUGUCAACUCCGGCGGCAGGAAUUCUUCCGUAUGGUACGCCAGUGGCUCCAGUUGUAGCAGUUGUUCCCUCACCUCCUGGUGUACCAGGUCCUGCAAUUGGAGUCAGCCCGCCUGCGUACGGACCGCAGCCUUCGGUUCCACCUAACAAAUCCUCGUCCUGGGCAAGCAACGCUUGUAAAUAUUAUGGCCUAAAAUGUGAGCCCUUGGACUCUUGCGCCCAGAAGCUGAGGCUGCCACUAUCAGGCUGCGACAACGAUUAUGUCUGCUGCAACUGGAAGAAAACCAAACACUGCUCUAAGGUUGGCGGGCAAUGCCGCAUGAAAUGCAAAGGAUAUGAAAUUCCUUACAAGUACGCCAAAUGCACGUUAAAUGUCCGAACGUGCUGUAUAAAGGUACAACAGAAGAAGUUUUAAUUUCAUUGGCACGCACCAUGCGUAUAUGGGGUUCAGCGUGGGGAAUUAAUGGAGCAAUAAAAAUAAAAGGUGGAGA
Rhipicephalus sanguineus (brown dog tick) is the source of this 833-nucleotide messenger RNA. RefSeq lists its product as uncharacterized. Gene Ontology annotation, biological process: blood coagulation; negative regulation of endopeptidase activity. The record is from RefSeq and is a predicted model, not a curated record. Lineage: Eukaryota; Metazoa; Arthropoda; Arachnida; Ixodida; Ixodidae. Bases 140 to 757 code for a protein of 205 amino acids. The transcript has 7 exons. Gene Ontology annotation, molecular function: metalloendopeptidase inhibitor activity.